AUGUCGACAUUAGAGAAAAUAAUAAUUCGAAGGCCUAUCGUAGAUGAUCUUCUUAUCACGUCCAAAUUAUUAGAUGAUGCCAUAGAAAGUUCAUCAACUGAAGAUAUAGUACAACAACGAUUGGAACGAUGGUCAACAGGAUUUGAGAAAGAUUCCUCAUAUCUUUUUUAUGUUGCUGAGAAUGAGAAGAAGAACAUAAUUGGAUGGUGUUCUGGUCGAAAAACACUUGAACAUAAAUAUCAACAUCGUGGAAUUGGUAGAGAAUUAUGGAAAAUUAUUUGGAAUGAAAUACUUAAAAGAUUUCAUCCAAAAAAUUUUGUUGUAUGGGGAGUUGAUAGAGAACAUACACAUCAAUUUUAUCGAUCACUUGGUGGUACACCAAUGGGAACAAAAAAAGUAGAUGAUAUGCUUAUGACUGCAUAUGUAUGGAAUGAUCUUAAACCAUAUGAUUCAACUAGUUUUGUAAUAUUUAAAUAA
This is a messenger RNA of Adineta steineri, 477 nucleotides long. NCBI's taxonomy places the organism in Eukaryota, Metazoa, Rotifera, Eurotatoria, Adinetida, Adinetidae. The record is from the annotation of a GenBank genome assembly.